Solanum lycopersicum (tomato) is the source of this 516-nucleotide messenger RNA. RefSeq lists its product as uncharacterized. The record is from RefSeq and is a predicted model, not a curated record. NCBI's taxonomy places the organism in Eukaryota, Viridiplantae, Streptophyta, Magnoliopsida, Solanales, Solanaceae.
AUGACUCCACAAAGAGCUGCAAGAGGUCGUCAAGUUAGAAGGAACGUUGAGGAACAAGGGGAACCUAAUGCAGCAAAAAUGCAACCCCAAGGAAAAAACAAGGGUGAGUACUAUGGUCAGAAUUCCAGAGUAAAACCUUUAUAUUUAGAGGGUAGUGUGUUUCAAGGGGGUAGUAAGAUUCCGGUCAUCGCCAAGUGUGGCAGAAACAAUUCUGGUGUUUUUUGUGAGGGCUCCACUAGUUGUUUCAAAUAUGACCAGACCGGGCAUUUCAUGAGAGAGUGUAUAAAGAAUAAGAAAAUAAAUGAAAGUGGGGGCAAUAGAGCCCAAUCUUCAUCGGUUUGUCCACCAAACAGGGCUGCACCAAGGGGAGACACUUUCGGUACUGGCGUGAGAACAAAUCGCUUAUAUGCCCUCAACAAUCUCCAAGAGCAUGAGAAUUCGCCAGAUGUUCUCACUGGUAUGAUUGAAGUCUUUGACAUUACUGUUUAUGCAUUGCUAGACGAAGAUCGUGUUUAA